This is a messenger RNA of Aquila chrysaetos chrysaetos, 10338 nucleotides long. RefSeq names its product solute carrier family 15 member 2 (gene SLC15A2). The record is from RefSeq and is a predicted model, not a curated record. Gene Ontology annotation, biological process: oligopeptide transport; transmembrane transport. Bases 20 to 2200 code for a protein of 726 amino acids. Lineage: Eukaryota; Metazoa; Chordata; Aves; Accipitriformes; Accipitridae. Gene Ontology annotation, molecular function: dipeptide transmembrane transporter activity. Gene Ontology annotation, cellular component: membrane. The transcript has 23 exons.
AAGGGUCUGGGAGGAUGGCAUGUCGAUGUUAUGUCUGCAAUCCUGUGUGACACAUGAAGAACUGGGAACUGAAGUCAGUCUGUCAAAAGGUGCAACAGACCUGGCGUCAUUCAAUGCACAGAAAGCAGCAGGCAUGGCAGAGGGGGAAGGCAUGCUGCAGGCUGCAAAGGAAGCCCAAGAUGGAGAUGAUCCCCCCAAAGGAGAUUUCCCUGUUCAGAAAAAGUCCCCGAAACUCUGUGGCUCCAACUACCCCCUAAGCAUUGCCUUCAUCGUGGUGAACGAGUUCUGCGAGCGUUUCUCCUACUAUGGCAUGAGAGCUGUCCUGACACUGUAUUUCUUAAGCUUCUUCCACUGGGAUGAGAAUCUCUCCACUGCUGUGUACCAUGCCUUUUCCGCGCUAUGCUAUUUCACACCUGUCAUUGGAGCCAUCAUGGCAGACUCAUGGCUGGGGAAAUACAAGACGAUCAUCUACCUGUCCAUUGUGUAUGUGGUUGGCCAUCUGAUAAAGUCAGUCGGUGCAAUUCCAUCCCUAGGCAACCAGGUGGUUCACGUGAUCCUGUCUAUGGUUGGUCUGUUUUUGAUCGCCCUUGGAACGGGAGGUAUCAAGCCCUGUGUCUCUGCAUUUGGUGGGGACCAGUUUGAAGAGGAGCAUACCUCGGAGAGAAGCAAGUUUUUUUCCAUCUUCUAUUUAUCCAUUAAUGCUGGAAGUUUGAUCUCCACGUUUGUAACUCCUGUAUUAAGAGGGGAUGUGAAAUGUUUUGGAGAGGAUUGUUAUGCACUGGCUUUUGGUGUCCCAGCAGCUCUGAUGGUGUUGGCGCUUGUUGUGUUCAUUGCUGGAAGUGGACUGUACAGAAAAACACCACCACAAGGGAACGUCUUACUGGAAGUGUGCAAAUGCAUUGGCUUUGCUAUUAAAAACCGGCUGAAAAACCGCUCCCGUCAGAUUCCGAAGAGAGAUCACUGGCUGGACUGGGCGUCAGAAAAAUACUCGAAACAGCUGAUUGGGGAGGUUAAAAUGGUGACGCGUGUUCUCUUCCUCUUCAUACCACUGCCAAUGUUCUGGGCCCUGUUUGAUCAGCAGGGAUCCAGGUGGACUUUGCAAGCCACAAAAAUGAACGCUGAUUUUGGAAUAUAUGUCCUUCAGCCUGACCAAAUGCAGUUCUUAAAUCCACUUCUUAUUCUUGUCUUCAUCCCAAUUUUUGACCUUGGGCUCUACCCCCUGAUAAACAUGUGCAAAUUUAAUUUCACACCUAUUAGGAAAAUGGCAACAGGUAUGAUCCUUGCAGGGAUGGCGUUUGGACUUGCAGCUGUUGUAGAACUCAAAAUAAAUGAAACCGAUAUGCCUCAGCUUGUCCCAGAAGAAAGUUUAAUUCGGGUCCUGAAUUUGGCAAAGAACCCUGUUCAAGUGACAAUCCAAGACCGGGACCUAUUUCAGCAGCCCGUGGAGGCUUUUCAGAACCCAGCUGAGUACUCAAAAUUAAUAUUGAAUGGAGAGCAACAGAGCCUUCGCUUCACCCUGCAACAUCAAGGAUUGUCUCUUGCUUUUAACUACACUGUGAAGGAAAAAUCAGUAUACAGCUUAAUUGUUUUUGAGGCAGAAGGAAGCCUAUCAAGCCGCUUAAUUACAGACUUGGAAGCAAAGCCAGAAAACGGUUUGGCAGCUGUUAGAUUCAUUAAUGGUUUGAGCCAAGAUGUCAACCUCAGCAUUGACAGCAAACGGUUCAUUGCUGUUCAGAAAAACUACAGCGCUUCUGAGUACUCACUGCUAGAGAGGGACAAAUAUAAUAAUGGAAAAUGCAUAACUGAAAUGGGAGAAUUCACCCUGGAGCUAGGGCUGCUCGACUUCGGUGCGUCAUACACCAUUGUGAUAACUAACGUUUCUGGAGGUGAUGUUAAGACAUGGAAGUCAGAAGACAUCAAAGCCAACAAUGUCCAUAUGGCUUGGCAGUUACCACAAUACUUAUUAAUAUCUGCUGGGGAGGUGAUGUUCUCCAUUACAGGUCUGGCCUUCUCCUAUUCUCAGUGGGCUGAAUUUGUCUUGUUCACUGUUCUCCUCUUUGCUGUGUGCGUUAUUUUCUCCAUCAUGGGAUAUUUCUAUGUCAGUGUGGAUCCAGAGGACCUAGAAGAAAAGGAAGAGAAGAGAGAGACCUCAAGCAGAGGAAACAUGAUUAGUCUCGUUACUCAGAAAACAAAGCUCUAACACAUGGGUUGGGAUUUUUUUUUUUUUAAACACAGUAGAUGGGAGGGUAAAAGAAGGGUGGGGACAAUGUUAUUAUAUUUUAUAGCAUUGCAGUCUUUUUUACUCAAAAUGUAGCCACCUUCUAAAUGGGACCAAAUAGCCCUCUAUAUAAACAAUAGGGGUCCUGAAAUCAGAGCAAAACUCCCUGGGAAAGCUCCCCUGGUAUUAAAAGCCCUUAUAAGUAAAUACAGUGUAAUUUAAAACCUGCCCAUCAUUUUAAGCAUGGAAUGCUUUCCUAUGAUUUUGUUUUAAACAUAUAUUUAGGGCAGCAGGGAGGAAGGGUGGAAGGAAUGCUGUAUGACAGCAAAAUUUGGAGAUGUUGGAAGAAAAAAAUGAAAACCCAGUAUAGGAAUUAGGGAAGAAUAGAUGUUACUGACAGAAUUUUUAAUGCUAUCAUCAAGGACUGGAAGUGUUACACAGAAUCCCAAAGGAUUUCAUCAUGUAACUCUCCUUAUGAGUAUUUCACCCUAUUAUUGCAUGUUAUGAAUGGUCCUGAUUUAUGACUUUCACCUCCAGGCUCAGAAGUAAUAACAGGGAAUUAAAUUCUGCAGGCUAAAAUAUUCCCAAAACACUACUGAAGAAGAUAUGCAUGCUACCAUCUCUCUGAUACCCAUUUUUCCUAGAAGUUUUUAGCAACUGAUGGUGUUCUUUGAUUAGACAUGAUUAAAGAAUUGGUUUACACUUUCUUAUUUCAGAAAUCCAGGCAGUUAUUUGCCAUCUUCCUAUAUAUUAAGCCUUUAUUGGGCAUUUCCUUUUACAGCACCUGCCACUGCAAGUUAGGAUAUGGCUGAUUUCUUAUCUCAUGCUUCAAUUAUUCCCCACUGGGAGACAUGUUGCAGCAGUUUCUAUAAAAUUCCAGGCAUCCUGCAGUGAGUUAAACAAGGAUGCACUUUAUCAUUUUUUUCAGUCUGCAAGAGGAUACCAUGGCAUAGGAGAUUUUUCUUUUUCCUCCCUGUUUUGUGUCUCUCUACCAAACUUUGGAUAUAGCUAUUUUAUCGGAAUUGUGAUAUAAUUGUCUGAUUUUCCCUGCUUGCGUGAAGCUGUGAUUUCAUGUUCUGCAUAGAAGUAAUUCAACCAUUGCUGAUCUAGUAAAACUCUUGAGAGAGUCCCUGCGUUCCUCUGUUGCUCCAAGGCUGCAGUUGUAACAGGUAUGGCCUAAUUUACCACAAGGUUGUCAAUAGGAUCUUCAGGUUCACAGAGAACAGAUUCUAAAUGAUGCUUUCCUCUUCCAUCUUGGCAUUGGCCAUAGGUGGUCGCUGAUGCUUUGAUUCAGGAGAUCAUGAAAUACAUGUUUAAUUUAAUUCCUGUUCAGGACAGUGCUAGGGAAUACGUUUAGCUUGACACCUCUGCUACUUUAAUGUGCUGCCUUGUGUGUGUGUGUCUUUUUGAGUAAGAGUGAGAAAACCCCACUUUUUGGUUUAUAACUGGAAGAAUCAUAGCCUCAGAUUGUUUCCUUUGCUUCCUGUUGUAAAUGGUCACGAAAUUCCAUCGCUAGUUCUGCAUAAGCUCCUGCCUGCUGUGAAAUAGCAUCUGGGUCUUGUGCCAGAGGGGGACCAUGGCCUCACGUAAGUGACAACAGGCUGCGGGUGUGCACACAGAAACACUUAAUGUGGUUCAGUCAAUGCAGAGCCAUUUAUUAAGCUGUGGUGGCUGGAUCCAGACAGCUGAACCCUGCGACUCAGCAGGGAAUGAAGGGCAUUGAAAGCCAUCUAUUAGGUCAUCCAACCUGCUCCUCAGACGCCAAGUGAGGAUUAUUCCCUCUGCUCCUUUCUGGUAUUGUUCUCCUGCCGCAAUUCUUUGUGUGGGUUCUUUCUCCUCCAGGCAUUGUUGUUUUCCUAAUCCUGUUUUAUGAUACACUGUGAAUGAGCUCAGAGGCUGCUGAAUCAUUCUGCUAUGAUGCUGUUUGACCAGCUUCCAAUUUGAAGCACUAAUAGAAAGCAUUUCUUCCUCCCCCCCCCCGCAAACAAAACAAAAAUCCCCAAACUGAAGGAAUGGACAGGCUCCAGUAGCACUGAACAAACACAAUUUAGAAUUAUUGGAGCAUUUAAUUUUUUAUAAGCCUUGAAUUUGGAAGUGUGUUGGGCUUCGAGGGCAUAUGUGGUGAAGAGACAAUUGAAAAUUAUUGGAGCACUUUCCUUGGGAAGCACUUGGUACAUCGCAGCUCAAAGUGGUAUAAGGGAAAGCAAGGUGUCCAGAGGACACAAUCUUUAAGACUACAUAUGCUCAAGAACCUUUUGAUUUUUAUGUUUUAUUUCCUUACUGGCGGCACUACCAGAAGCUGUCACACACUCUGAGCUUAAUUUAAAGGAAUCAUUCCAAACUCAUAAAAGCUACAUUUAGGAUGUCAUCUGUAUCUGCUUUUUAAACUCCUGAUGCCAAAUUGUCCCUUUCCAAACAUCUCCAUGUUCCAAACCAUCACCAUAAUGCUGGGGGGAGAAAAAUUGCAAUUCACAGUUGGGAAGGUUAUGAACAGGAAGGCAAUGCUAUAAAUGAAGUGCUAACAUGAGGCUGGGGGCUGCUCCUGCGGCCCCUCCGGGGAAUUGCUUGCCCGAGGGAGUGUAAGGCUCUGUUCACAUUUCUCUUCCAGCUGACACAGUUACUUCUUCCCACUCGCUCGUCAUCACCUAUUGGAAGUUUUGUCCUCCUCCGAUCUGCCUGCUUGGUUGCUGGUAUGAUCCUUCCCCACCGUUUCAGCUGCAGUUGUAAAGCUUUGCUAAUUGGACCCGUUUAUUUGAAAUGCACCAGCAGUUUGGAGGGAUUUCCACUGGGCAUGCUGACAACCAGCCAGGAGCAGGCUGGGGGCUGUAAUGAAGAGCCGCCCCUGCUGUAGCUGGAGAAGGUGGCAAAAUAGCACAUUCAGCAUAGCACUUCUCCAAUUUUAGAGCCACAACUGCAUCCUCAGAGCCCUUUCAUCACCUUCAAAUGCACUCAAGACUGGAUCAAAGAUUUAGGACCUGAUUCUGUGGAGUAUUGAGGUCUCUGGGUUUUCUUCCAUACAGUCAGCUCAGAGAUGGGGCCAUGCACAGCUCUUAACACCCAAUUUUAGAACAAUAUUCCUUAUUCUUCCCGAUUCUUUAAUUUAGGAUCAGAGGGAGAAGCCAAAAUAGUGAUAGUAUAUGUAAAGUUAUGUACACCUCUGUAGAGAAAUAGCAGCCUGCUGCCUGUCCAGCUUUGUCUGUCACUGAAGGGAGUCUCAGCUGUUGGUGGAGUUUGCCCUGGAGCAGAUUAGGGAAAGCUCACACCAGCCGUUUUGGAGGCUGACCUACAGAAAUUAUCAUCUCCAGCUAAGGGACGGUAAUGAGCUGGUGGGGGUCUAUAAGUAUGUUGCUGCACAAGCCUUCAUGGAGAUUGCAGGGGUUUGGCUUCACUGUGGAAGUAUGUGUAUUUAUCUGUUUUUCUGAAGGAUGCUUUCUGAUAAAGAUUUUUUGUGCAGCAAAUUUCCCUUCACUUGCACUGGCUGUUACUCAACACAUUUUUCCCCUUAGCAGGGUGUAAGCGUGGCUAGUUUUAUUUCCAGCUUUGCAUGAGAUAAGCAUGAAAACGAGAUUUCAAACUCAGCAAAACAACUUACUGGCUGUGGGUUCCUUAAAUUUACCUCUUCUUUCUGAGGCAGUUGAACACCUUUAGGUAGCAAGCUGCUCUGUGCAGCUGAAAGGGCUUGCAUCUCUCUUUUCUUCCCUUUCCCUUUCCCCACAGCCCCACAAUUCCAGAAGAUGAGUUUUGGAGGAUUCCAGAAGAUAAGCCCUGGGAGGGCUGCGUGGGACUGGCUCGGAUGCAGCUGGUGUGUGCUGUCAGCGCUGGCUGGGAGGCAGGAGCCUGGCCAGACACAGGAGCUGGUUCCUUUCUAGAGACCUAAAAGGGGCUGGGCAAGGUAGCCUGGGGCAGGUCUUGCCCUGGUGGAAGACGUAGUUUUCCUGAGCAGUGAUCUGGAUGUGAGUUCUACUGUGAAAGUGAAAUGGGGGCGAGUGAAAGGAAAAGUUUUCACUGCCCUUGGCUUUGGCCUGAGGCACUGUGCAAGGAGGCUGGAGACUGACAGGCAGGGAGGAAAGAAAGGGCUAUUUGGUCAAGAUCUUCCCAACUCCUCAAUGAACAGCUGGAAUUCCUCACAUGGAGUUAAUUGGAGAGAAAAUGAGAUGGGACAAGUGCAAAGCUCAGAUGAUUAAAUAGUGGAUGACUUCAGACCUUUCAGAAAAGCACUCUCCUAACUGGUGGUGAAGGGCCAUCAGGGGAGUUAGUCACCCAUGGCUUGAAAACUGGUUCAUCAUUCCAGAGUACUGCAAAAACCGGCAUACAGACCUGCGUCGGGGGGCCUGCAGUGACAGGAGGAGGAGGUGGCUGUGCUCCUGGCGAUGCCCCCGCCACCCAUGGUAGCCACCACCUUGGCUUCUCCUUGGGACAGAAAAAAACAGCUGAAGGUGCAUUACAGAUGGGAGUAGCACAGGAGGGAGAGCUACAGUUAGCGGUGGUUAAUGGGCAGUUUUAGCCAGGGUCAUACACAGAGGAAUAAUCUCUUCUCUCUGUGUUGAAUUUGUUUGCCUAGCUACAAGAAACACUUUCUAGCACCAACAGCUUAAACCUGGGAGUUCAGCUCCAUGGCAGAUACCACAGCUGCUGAAUUUUGGAUGGUACCAGACUCUGCAUUUCAUUAUCGCUACAUUUGUUAUUGUGAUAAAAUUUUAAAACAGCAUUUAAGAGAUGUUUCUGGUCCCAGAUGUUGACAGAUCUGGCCAGGGUUUUGCAUGUUGAUAGCUGGAUUUACGCUAGUCUUUCAUGUUAACAUGUGCGAUAAACCUGUCAUACAAGUAGAUGUUGUGGGGCCUUUGGAUUUUCCACAGCAAUUUAGAAAAAAAACAAAAUUCCCAGCGAAGCUGGCUAAGCAUGAACUUUGGCGUUGCUUCCUUGUCGGAGCUGCCCACGUGCUUUGUAAAGCAGGGACCUUCAUUCAUCCCUUGCAGAGUGCUUCCCAGAAAGACAAAAAUGGGGGACAUUAUUAUACAUUUUGGCUUGAGAAGGGCUCAUGCUGCAAUACAGAAAUUGCGUGAAGGAAGAUAAUUACUUUGCUUAAAACCCCUCUUUUCCUCACCAUCUCAGGUGGUGCACAAGGAACGAAACAAGUUAUUUCUUAGUGAGCUUUGAAUCAAGGAGCUGCUGCAUCUUCUCAAGGUCUUUCCAUGCUGUGUUUUAUCAGCAGAUCAACAUUAACCUGCCUCUAGUACCUGUAGAUCAGAAGAUUGCCAGGUUGCAGAGCAGCCACACUGCAGGCUCCCGCUGUCAGCUGAUCAACUCUGAUCUCUUCAUUUUUAAUGAAUCAUUUCAGCAGUGAUCCUGCAGGGCUCAGUCAGAAUUGGUCUAAAUUUAGGCCAAAACUAAGGACCUGAGAGAACUGUAAUCAACAAGAUAAAUAGCAAAACUCUCAAAAAACCUGCUAAAACACUGGUUUAGUGCUUAAUUAAAAUUUUAGUAUGCUUACAGAAAGUCAAAACCUAAACCAGAAUGUAGCAAUUCAGUCAGAGCAAUGAGGAGCUGCAGUUGGAAUCCAGCAGCGUGGCAACUGGCAGCCAAGCUGAAGACACAAAAAUUAAGCAAACAUCACUUUUUAGAUUAUUUUUUGUCAUUGCAUAUGUUGUUCAGUCUGCUUGGCCUGUCCUGUUCAAUCUACCCAUGUGUGUAAGGAAAAGAAGCUGAACUGACUUGUGGAAGACACGUCCCCUUCCCAAGCUGCAGCUCGGUUUUCGUCUUGUUGCAGACUCCCAAGUUAGCUCCAAAUGACUCCCUUUGCUAGCUGUCAGCCCCCUCAGUCCCACAUGCUGGUCCUCCCUCCCCAGAAGUCACUCAGACUUCUCCCCUGUGACUUUGCCAGCCCUCAGCACCUUGCUUAUUCCUCCUCGCAUGCAGCCUCUCUGCUGCCAGCAACAGUGUGUCUUCUUGGGGGUUGUCCUGGGUAAUGCUGCCCACUUUCCUGCAGCUAGAAAAGCUUCUCACCCACAGGACUACCAUGUCUGGGCAGAAAUCACACAGAGCCAAAUAUCUGGGUGGUAACAGGGCAUCUGUUCUGUCUUGCUUUGGCUCUGGCUUCUUGUCACAGCCUCAUAUGGCUCAAUGCAUCUUCUGUAGGCAAAUCAGCUCAGAAGCACUGGAGUAACCCAGCAUCUCCAUGUGUCCCUCCGGUCUAUCCUGUGCCCAGUUAGCUGCCCACAGUUAGCCCUUGUGUUAUGCCAUGUCAAGCUGCAGGGACUUUGGGGCCACAACACUACUGUUGCCAGUCAUGGAGAGUCCAUUUGUGCUGCCUGUGGCCCCAGCCUGCUUUAGCUGGCCUUUGUUUAUGCAUUAUUUAUGGUCAGGCUGCUCCUUCCAGCCUCCCACUUGUGCUGGAGGCUCUGGAGCCCUCCCCUGCCAGUCACUCUGCGGGUCUUCCUCUUGUAGAGAAGUAGGAGAAAGCCACUCAGGUUGUGUUCAUCACAGCACUAGUGUGUGGUCGGUGGGCUGCAUCUGCAACCACAGAUCUCCCAUCAGUGUGGACACGGCAGCCAGUGAAAUGGGGCCAGCUCCUCUGCCAGCAGUGCCAGCACAGGGACUGCUGGUGUCGGUGGCACUGGGUCUGUGGCCUUCCCAGGCUUGACUGGGAUAUUUUAAAAGCCUGAGUCAAUGUUUUGCUGGGAGACCUGUGUUAUUACUGUGGUGCUGCCAGGCUUCAGCUUCUGAAUCUGCUGGGCAAGGAGCAGAGCUGCUCCUCCCGACCCAGGGACCUGUGCCACUGCUGCUUGCCCAUGGCAGGGCACUUUCUGCUCCUUUUUCAUCUACGUGCCCAGCCCCAGUGACCACGUCUUGGGUAACUGGCAUUUCCCAGACCUUGCUGUGUUAUGUGCCCACCCACAAGGGAAGUUUAUUCAAGUGGAAGUGAAUUUGGUUGCUUUGAGCUCUGACUCUACCCAGAUUUGCUUGGACCUGCUUGGAGCUUUUGUUCGGGCUCUUUCUCUGUUUAACCUGUGCAUCAAAAUGCUCUCCAAGUAGGCCUUCAUGCUGUCCUCACCAAAGACAGAAACCUCUCAAAGGCGCUAUGCCAAUAUGGAUUUUUCCUGCCCAAGUUAGAGGUGAAACAGGCCAGCAGGAAUUCAGCAGGCACCAGGAGCUGCUGCUGUUCAAAAAGGCGAGCUGCUGUCAAUCACAGCGGCUCCCCACAUGUGAGGCCAUGCAGUCCAGCUCUUGCUGUGCCCUGAGCUCAGCAGAGGCCAGUGGAUGCUCAGAUGCCUCUCUGGGGGCUGCAGCUCCCAGGUCCCAGCACUGGCCAGCCCACCUGUGUGCCAUUCAUGGUCUGUCAGCGCCAGCUUUCCUUCCUGACACUAUACAGUCCAAAAUGUGCCGAGCAAAGAAAGUUCCCUCUUCCCAUAGAGUGUAUUUAAUUUGCUUUUUCUCCCUCCCUUCUCAUUCACAGCCAAUGUCAUUAGCUGCCUUGUUAUUUCAGGGCUGGCCAAGGGGGCUGCGCAGUCUCCCCAUCUCAUCACUGCCUUGGGGUAAGGGGAGGUCAGGGAUUUCUCACCCUGCCCACCCACAAGCACCUUCCUGGAAGCUCUCCUCAAAUUCAGGUCCCCCACUCCUCCAAAGAGCACAUCGCUCAUGAGACCAAGGAUUUGACAUGUUUUUAACCAGCCAGUCCCUUUGUGGGGAUUAGCCAGCCUGGGUAAUGUUUGCAUUUCACCCUUUGCUGUCUGCUGGCUGUGGCUUUACUUUUGGAGCUAAUGGCACAGUUUUUCUUUCCCUUUUCCCCCCAAAGGUUGUCCUUAGCACCUGCACUCUCUGCAUAAAAUAAAUAAAUGGCCUUGCCUGUUUGCAGGCAGAUGGUCCAUCCAUCUUCUACCGAAACUUUGAUAGUGCCAUGAAGAAUCCCUCUGCACUAACGGUGCCAGUACAGUCCUUUACAUCUCUACUGGAGGACUUAGGCCCUUCUUUGUGCCAUCCUUUUGUACAUGCUGGUUAAAACCAAAGGGCUUGUGCUUCAUUUCUCACAGCCUGCAGCACUCCUCAAGCUUCUGUAAUGCAGGCUCUGAGUUCCCUCUUCUGUAUGAGUUGAAAACUAUUAAAAGCCAUUCAGUCCUUCAGAA